Thrips palmi is the source of this 1730-nucleotide messenger RNA. Its product is annotated as caltractin-like. Gene Ontology annotation, cellular component: centrosome; central plaque of spindle pole body; centriole. The record is from RefSeq and is a predicted model, not a curated record. Gene Ontology annotation, molecular function: enzyme regulator activity; calcium ion binding. The transcript has 5 exons. NCBI's taxonomy places the organism in Eukaryota, Metazoa, Arthropoda, Insecta, Thysanoptera, Thripidae. Bases 255 to 740 code for a protein of 161 amino acids. Gene Ontology annotation, biological process: centriole replication; mitotic cell cycle; spindle pole body organization.
UUUUGUUUUUUCUGAAGGGAAGGGUGGGAAGGGUUGUUUCUGCUCUUGCACUAGAUGCACAGAUGUCAGUCUCUUAACUCCAUUUGGAUGAACUGAGGUACUCGUUUGAUAGAGAUUUCUACCAGCACGGUGUUCUUCCUGACUGACUUGAACAGUUUUGCAAAGAAGAAUUGUCACGAGCAUUGGGAAACGCUUCCCAUUCAUCUAACCUCAUCUAUAGCCCAUAUUUGAAUUUUUCAGGUCCAGCAGUGACAAUGGGUACAAGAAAGAAGUCAGGUGGGCCCAAAUUUGAUUUGAGUGCUGAACAGCGAGCUGACAUCAAAGAAGCAUUUGAUCUCUUUGACACUGAAGGCAAAGGAAAAAUUGAAACGAAAGAACUGAAGGUUGCCAUGAGGGCACUUGGGUUUGAACCUAAAAAAGAGGAAAUCAAGAAAAUGGUUGCUGAAGUUGAUAAAGACGACACAGGCAAACUGUCUUUUGAAGAGUUUUUGAACUUGAUGACAACCAAAAUGGCUGAAAAAGACACUAAGGAAGAAAUCAUGAAAGCUUUCAGACUUUUUGAUGAUGAUGAAACAGGGAAAAUUACAUUUGAAAAUUUGAAAAGAGUAGCAACAGAAUUGGGCGAAAAUUUAACUGAUGAAGAACUUCAUGAAAUGAUUGAGGAGGCGGACCGUGAUGGUGAUCACAAAAUAAGCCAAGAAGAAUUUUUACGCAUUAUGAAGAAAACAAGUCUCUACUAAAUUUUCAAUGUUCAAUCAGUUUUAAUCUGGGUGCAUUUAUAUUAUAAUAUUCUCUCUUGAAUUCUGGUAAAAUUUUCAUUAUGGUAUUGUAUGGAAAGGCUAAGAGGUUUCCAUUCAAGUUUUCUUACCUAACUACUAUGUGUGGUGUGGUUUAAUGGUGAAGGUGUCAAUGACCUGGUAUUCUAACUGGGCCUCUAAGUCUUUAGGAAAUCCAAUGCUACUUUGAAUUUCCAUCAAUUACAAUACAUGCCUCUGUCUGCCCUAAUGCACAUGUGUUUAAAUUGUGUUCUGUGAUUUUACUGGAAAGUAAGGUCUAACUGCCUCACUGAGGAAAGAUUCUCUAUUCAUUGAUUCAUUUAGAAGUAUUCAUUUAUUCAAAGACUUAUAAAAUCCAGAAUUUUUUUUGUUUGUUUGUUUCUUUCUUUCUUUCCAUGGCUUUACUUGAGUAUUAAUAUAAAUUGUUCCCUGUGUGAUUGUAACUUACCGAAACUUAAUAUGUAUGAAGUAAUUUUAUUUUUCUGUUCUAAAGAUAAUCAGUGACAUAUCCUUAAAUAAGAAUUUUGUUAGUAUUUUAGAUGUUGGUCCAUGUUAAUGUUUAUCAAUACUUUCCAGAAGAUUGUAUCUUUUGUGAUUCCUCCUCAUGUACUAGUAAGAACAUUGCCAUUCCCAAGUCUGUUAUUAUUGCAUCACAAUUAUUUUGAAUUUUCUGUGGCAUGGUGUAUUUUCCUGACUCUCUACUGUGUCUAGUCAUACCCCAAUUAUGUUUACUGUGUUAACUGAACAAAUUACUGAAAGUGUCAAACAGAGCAUACCUGUUUAGUAUUUGUACCCUGCCAGUGUUUUUUCCUAUUGUAUUUAGUUUGUAAGUCGUGUGGCCUAUUAUUUGCUUCAAUGGAGACCAUGCUCUGAAGUUUCAUGGGGUGUUGUAAUAUGGGUGCCACCUGAAACCUAUUUUUUUGCUCGCCCAAAUAAAUGAGUAUUUAUCUCAAA